GGUUUGGCUGCCGCCGUUGUUGGAAGUGUUUGUAUAGGCUCUGGCCAGACUCUCCAAAAGUAUGCCUUGAAUCGGAUUGCUCAGCAGCACCUUCCAACACAAACAGCCACUAUGCAGAAAAGACAUGGAAAUCCUAUCUAUGCAGGAACAACCGGAUUCGAACGCUUUUCUGACAGAUUAUGGCUUAUUGGAAUUUCUUUAUCCUAUUUUGGUGAGCUAGGCAAUUGGGCUGCUUUGUCAUUGGCAUCUGCAGCGGUAGUCACCCCACUUGGGAUUGUAUCUGUUCUCACAAACGUGUUUUUGGCUCAGUAUUUUCUUGAAGAGCAUAUUACAAACCGACAGCGCAGGGGAUACAUGUUUGUUCUUGCCGGAGUCUUUGGUAUUUUAAUUGUAGCACCAAAAGGUGAAUCGUCGCUAGGAAGCUCCAUCUCGGAGAUUCUUAGCUCGUGUGCUCGACCAGGGAUGGUAAAUAGCUUCACAUUCCUCUUUAUCGCAAUAGUGCUGCUCAUCUACCAGAUCUUUGUAAAUCAAGUGCACAAGAUUACUCUGUAUGUUGCCGUGUGCUCGCUAUUUGGCACUCUUACAAUCACUUCUGCAAAAAUCCUAUCACUGUUGAUGCGUUUGCCACCAACCAAAACAUUUGUAUCCAAAGCUAAUGAAACCAUGUGGCUAUCCAAUACAAGUACAAUGGAUUUUGAUACGACAUUACCGCACACACCAUUGCUUGGCUCAGAAAAAAUACCCUUGGUUGGUCUACUGGAACAAAAAGACUUUGAAAAAACUUUGAAAUCAAACUCUUUAGUCAUAGCAACCGCUUACUUGGCUCUUACCCUGAUCAUUGUCAUGUCAAUUGGAGGACAAGAGUUUUUUAAACAGCAAGCUCUGGGACGAUUUCCAGUUUCGCGUUUCCAGCCAAUGCUGUAUGCUGGCUUCAAUGGCUGUGUUGUGUUGUCAAGCGUGUUGCUGUUUGGAGAAACCGAAUCUGGAUUGCAAACCUUUUUGUUUAUAGUAUCGUUUGGAAUCUGCAUGUCGGCAAUUGUUAUGGGAAUAUCCAUUGUACAAAAGGAUGACCAACUAAUGGAUUCAGCAGCCAGCGCAAAGAAAAUAUGAUUGCACUAGAGUCUAGUUUUAUUUUGGUACCUAUUGCGGCCAAUCAUCCAAUAGAUGCACAUCUAAUCUGCUUGGUGUCUUGAUUACCUGGCACACUGACACUUCAAACAUGAUGGAAUGUGCAAAUAUCAACUAAUUUCUAC
Molecule: messenger RNA, 1253 nt
Organism: Batrachochytrium dendrobatidis JAM81
Lineage: Eukaryota; Fungi; Chytridiomycota; Chytridiomycetes; Rhizophydiales
Exons: 3
Coding region: 112-1110 (332 amino acids)
Biological process (GO): magnesium ion transport
Cellular component (GO): membrane
Molecular function (GO): magnesium ion transmembrane transporter activity
Source: RefSeq, a predicted model, not a curated record